Molecule: messenger RNA, 1011 nt
Organism: Elgaria multicarinata webbii
Lineage: Eukaryota; Metazoa; Chordata; Lepidosauria; Squamata; Anguidae
Gene: PAXX
Product: PAXX non-homologous end joining factor
Exons: 7
Coding region: 45-671 (208 amino acids)
Biological process (GO): double-strand break repair via nonhomologous end joining
Cellular component (GO): nonhomologous end joining complex; site of double-strand break; nucleus
Molecular function (GO): molecular adaptor activity
Source: RefSeq, a predicted model, not a curated record
GCACAGAAGCCCCGGCGCCGAGUUCGAGUCCCACCUUCGUGGAGAUGGCGCUGCCCGGAGCCCUCCGAGUCGUGAGCCACGAAGGGCAGCGGUUCCUGUGCUUUUGCGACGGCGGCAGCAGCAGCAGCAGCAGCAGCAGCUUCCCGCGACUCUAUGUCACUAAUGCGUCUGAGUUCUGGAGCUGUGAAGUCACUUCGGAGAAGCUGGACGGAUGCUUGUCUCUGAAUGAGUCGGCUUCCCCUGAUGACUGCAACUCUAAACUCAGGGAGUUCCUGGGGUGCCAGACGCCUGUCCUGAGUGUUUGUGACAGCAGGGCCACCUUGGAGUUCCAAGAUGGCAGGCAGAGCGUGACCUUUGACCUUCACAAAGUGCCUCUCUCCGAAGCCAGGAUGCGACUCCAGGACCUGACGUUUGGCUUGGUGGCACAGGUGCAUCAGCUGGAGAAACGCCUGGAAGAGAGCGCCACUGCUGCGUUGCCUCUUGGCAGCCCGGAGAAGAGCCCCUUUCGGAGCCAGAGUCUCUUUGCCUCAGGAAUAAGUCCCUCAAAGUACAGGGGCGGAGGCGGCGCUGGCCAAGCGGCCACCAAGAAAAGGCUACCUGGGGAAUCGCUCAUUAACCCUGGAUUCAAAAGUAAGAAGACGCCGACGGGGGUAGAUUUUGAAGAUGUCUGAAUACAUCCGACAUUUUCCAAAGCAAGCGGCAAAGAGGAUACUUUAACAAACUCUUUUGAAGUGAGUGUUUUAAAGGUUUUAAUACAAAACCACGGAUGGUUUCGAAGGAGUAGGAGAGAGAGAGGGAGGGAGGGAGGGAGGGAGGCCUCCUCUGCCCGUGUCCACAAAGAUGAGCAAGUGGAGGAGGAGGACGCCGCCACGGGACGGCUUUUCCUUUGCACCCUCGCAGAGGAGUUUCUGCGCUCCAUGCCUCUCGCAGACCAUGCUGGAAUUCUGUUUAUCAUCCCUUUUAAGGAAAUACGUCUGUAACAAUAAAAUGUUGGUUUUCUCUGCCCUUUCA